This is a messenger RNA of Aspergillus japonicus CBS 114.51, 2006 nucleotides long. Its product is annotated as MFS transporter. The transcript has 3 exons. The coding region runs from base 145 to 1788 and encodes 547 amino acids. Lineage: Eukaryota; Fungi; Ascomycota; Eurotiomycetes; Eurotiales; Aspergillaceae. Gene Ontology annotation, biological process: transmembrane transport. The record is from RefSeq and is a predicted model, not a curated record. Gene Ontology annotation, molecular function: transmembrane transporter activity.
CGUUUCUCUGCCCCUCCAACGAGGCUCACAAUCCUGAGGGAUGGUUUUACAUGAGGAGAGCCGGGGUGUACUUAAGAACAGAGACGAGGCACACAUCAUGCAACACAUCUGACUCUUUCAGGCCACAUCGUUGCAGCACUGGCCAUGGUGGAAAGAACCGCAACCGCACCCGCACACGCACCCGCACCGACCUACCCCCCGUCUCCGUCCCCGGAGCGGUCGGAGCAUCGGCCGAGCCACUCGAGCGCGUCCAGUACCGUGGUGCAUGAUGAUGUCGAGAAACAGAAUGUAGAGCCUUCGGCCGAGGCUGGGAAAGAUCCGAACAUCGUGGACUGGGACGGGCCGGAUGAUCCGGUAUGUUAUUGUCUUGUUGUGUCGAACUUCUCUGGCGUUCUGGAGAGAGUUCUGACGAAUCGAAUUCAGGAAUAUCCCCCCAAUUGGUCGGAACUCCGCAAAUGGACCAUCACGAUCAUUCUGGGUCUGAUGACCGUCUCCGUGACAUUCGCCUCGUCCGUCUUCAGCGCCGCGGCGGCGGUCACGGCGGAGCAAUUCGGGGUGUCCGAGGAAGUGAUGAUCCUGGGGACCAGCCUGUUCGUGCUGGGGUACAGCUUCGGCCCGCUAGCGUUUGGCCCGCUGUCCGAACUGUACGGGCGCAAGGCCCCGCUGUUCGUGGGCUUCUUCAUCUUCGCCAUCUUCCAAAUCCCCGUGGCAGUGGCCCAGAACCUGCAGACGAUCUUCGUGUGCCGGUUUCUGGGGGGGUUGUUCGCCAGCGCCCCGCUGGCCAUCGUGGGCGGCAUGCUGGCCGAUUUCUUCGAUCCGGUGGAGCGCGGCAUCGCCAUGGCCGUCUUCGCGGGCAGCACGUUCGUGGGCCCCGUGGCGGGCCCCAUCGUCGGCGGGUUCAUCACCAUGUCGCAUCUCGGGUGGCGCUGGACCGAGUACAUCACCGCGAUCAUGGCCUUCUUUUUUGGCGGUGUGGGCUUCCUGAUGGUGCCCGAGACCUUCGCGCCGGUGCUGCUGCAGCGCCGCGCGCGGCGGCGGCGCCACGAGACGCGCAACUGGGCGCUGCAUGCGCGCGCGGAGGAAGAGCCGGUCGAUCUGAGGAGUAUCGCGCACCGGUACCUCGUGCGGCCGAUCCACAUGCUGUUCCUCGAGCCGAUCCUGCUGCUGAUCACGCUGUACAUGGGCUUUAUCUAUGGGUUCCUGUAUCUGUGCUUCGAGGCCUAUCCGAUCGCCUUCCAGGAGAUGCGCGGGUGGAAUGAGGGCGUCGGGGCGUUGCCGUUCGUCGCGGUGACGUGCGGCGUCCUGGUCGGGUGCGGGAUCAUUAUCACAUUUACGAAGACCCGGUUCCAGGCCGUCCUCCGCCGCAAGGGGCAUAUUGUCCCCGAAGAGCGGCUGAUUCCCAUGAUGAUCGGGGGGGUGUUGUUGCCGGCGGGCAUGUUCUGGUUCGGGUGGACGUCCAAUCCGUCGAUCUCCUGGGUGCCCCAGGCCAUUUCGGGGGGCUUCCUGGGCGCGGGGAUCUUGUUGAUUUUCAUGCAGGGCCUGAAUUAUAUCAUCGACUGCUACGGCGUCAACUCCAACUCGGCCAUCGCAGCCAACUGCUUCUUCCGGUCGGGGCUUGGGGCGGGGUUUCCCAUGUUUGCGUUGCCCAUGUUCCACAACCUGGGGGUCAACUGGGCGAUGACGCUGCUGGGAUGCUUGACGGCCAUCUUGUUCCCGGUGCCGAUUCUGUUCUAUAUCUUUGGGAAGCGGAUCCGGUCGUGGAGUCGGUUUAGUCCGAGUGAAGCGUAGUGAGGACUGGUGAUGGCGGGUUCUUGUUCUUGUAUAUAUUGGCUGGAAUGUGCACGUAGGGAUUUUGAUGAGAGUAUGAUUGAUUUUCUUUGCCUCCAAUUUUGUCAGAUUGUCUGUGGUUGUCCCAGACGGAGCACUUGUGCCUGGCUUUGCUUUCACCUUAGACCCAUAGCUCUGCCAAACGUCUGUUGAUAGCAUGGAAGUAUUCAUUAUCCUGG